Phragmites australis (common reed) is the source of this 1272-nucleotide messenger RNA. RefSeq names its product bidirectional sugar transporter SWEET3b. Gene Ontology annotation, cellular component: membrane. Lineage: Eukaryota; Viridiplantae; Streptophyta; Magnoliopsida; Poales; Poaceae. The coding region runs from base 307 to 1068 and encodes 253 amino acids. The transcript has 6 exons. Gene Ontology annotation, biological process: carbohydrate transport. The record is from RefSeq and is a predicted model, not a curated record. Gene Ontology annotation, molecular function: sugar transmembrane transporter activity.
GCAGGGAUUUCUUAACCAAUUGAGUUGGAAGUGCUCAACCGAUCACAUCGAUCUUUUCCUCAGGCCGUUGGAAUUCAGGAGCCACCCAGUUGAAUUUCAUGUAGCACGGUCAUUUGCUUCUUGUGCUUUGCCCACUCAUCGCGCAAUUCAGUUACGCUUUAGGAGUCAUAAAUAGGUAGCCUCACUUCAGGCAAACAAGCUAGUCAAGUAGUCAUUGUCAGAUUUAGCCUACUCCAUCAAGUAGUCGUUUACAUUCAGAUUCAGAGUUCUCCAUCCGAAUACCGAAACCUUCACGGCACAGAAAGAAUGGUUCCGAAUACAGUCCGUGUAUCAGUAGGAAUUCUAGGAAAUGCUGCAUCCAUGCUCCUCUAUGCAGCACCAAUAUUGACAUUCAGAAGGGUGAUUAAGAAGGGUAACGUUGAGGAGUUCUCAUGCGUGCCGUACAUACUAGCUCUGUUCAACUGCCUCUUGUAUACUUGGUAUGGGCUUCCUGUAGUGAGCUCUGGAUGGGAGAACGUCCCGGUUUCUACCAUCAAUGGACUGGGCAUACUGCUUGAGACCACAUUCAUCUGCAUACAUAUAUGGUUUGCGCCGAGAAAGAAAAAGAGGGUUGCCUUGCAAUUGGUGCUCCCUGUUCUGAUAUUCUUUGGCUUGACAGCAUUCUUCUCAAGCUUUAUGGUCCAGACGCACCACAUGCGAAAGGUUUUUGUUGGUAGUGUUGGUUUAGUGGCUUCGAUAUCGAUGUACAGCUCUCCAAUGAUAGCUGCAAAGCAAGUCAUAACGACGAAGAGCGUGGAGUUCAUGCCAUUCUACCUGUCACUGUUUUCCUUCCUGUCCAGUGCUCUGUGGAUGAUAUAUGGGCUCCUUGGGAGGGAUCUUUUCAUCGCAUCUCCAAACUUCAUCGGUUGUCCAAUGGGCAUCCUUCAGCUGGUGCUGUACUGCAUCUACAGGAGAAGUGACGGCGCAGCUGAAAAGCUCCAUGACAUCCGUCAGGAAAAUGGUCUGAAAGAAGUAACUAUGCAGCCACAGGAGAUAACUGGGACGAGGCCAGAGGGCCAGAAAAUAUGAUUGAUGUGUUUUUUCUGAAUUGGUAGCAGAAUUGCAGAACCAAGUUACCUUCAGAAAAAAUGUUGCCAGGAAGGAGGUAGCCUGAAGCGAUGGAUGUGGCUCACGGUCACGGGUCGUCACAUUACCAGAUUAGCUAAGUUGCAAUCUAUAACCGACAAGCUUACAUAUCUUUUUAUCUUUACCAUAACCCUUCAAAUAUGUAUA